CCUAUAUCCACCACCAGCGAUGCCUGCCCCUACCGAGUUCUUGGAGUACGUCGACCGAAACGCCAGCGGCUUCAUCAACCGCCUCAAAGAGGCCGUCGAGAUUAAGAGUGUUAGCAGCGAUGUCUCGCGCCGCCCCGACGUGAUCAAGAUGGGCGAGUGGCUCGAGAAGCAGCUCCAAGCGCUCGGCGUCACCACCAAGCAGGUCGAUCUCGGCAAACACGAGAUGUCCGGCCACACGCUGCAGCUCCCGCCUGCGAUCCUGGGCAAGAUCGGCGAGGACAAGUCCAAGAAGACGGUGCUCAUAUACGGGCACUACGAUGUUCAGCCCGCCAAGCUCUCGGACGGCUGGAACCAGGAGCCCUUCGAGUUCGUCGAGAAGGAUGGUCUCCUGCUCGGCCGCGGCUCUACCGACGAUAAGGGCCCUAUCAUGGGCUGGAUCAAUGUCCUCGAGGCCCAUCAAAAGCUCGGCAAGCCGCUGCCCGUCAACCUCAAGUUCGUCUUCGAGGGCAUGGAGGAGUACGGCUCGGAGGGCCUCGACGAGCUCGUCAUCCGCGAGGCCCAGCCAGGAGGCUGGAUUCACGGCGUCGAUUGUGUGUGCAUCUCAGACAAUUACUGGCUUAACACUCGCACACCCGCACUGACCUAUGGUCUCCGCGGGAUCGACUACUACGGUAUCACGAUCACUGGCCCUGGCCAGGAUCUCCACUCGGGUCUCUUUGGACGCACCGUGCAUGAGCCGAUGACGGACCUCAUCAAGCUCAUGGGCUCACUUGUGGAUGUGAAUGGUGGCAUCAAGGUCCCUGGCGUCGAGGAGCUCGUCCCUCCGCCGACCGAAGAGGAACUACAACUCUAUCACAAGAUGGACUACGAGACGGCCGAUAUCGAGGCUGCUGCUGGUGGGCCUGUCGCGCUCUCACAGAACAAGAUCGACGUCCUUAUGGGCCGUAUGCGCUACCCCUCGCUCUCGCUGCACGGCAUCGAAGGCGCGUUCUCCGACCCGGGCGCUAAGACCGUCAUCCCCGCCAAGGUCACCGGCAAAUUCUCCAUCCGCCUUGUCCCACCACAAACCCCCGCCCAGGUCGAGCCGCUCGUGCGCGCCUACGUCGAACAGCAGUUCGCCGCGCUCAACUCGCGCAACAAGAUGACAUUCGGCUCGCUGCACUCAGGCUCACCCUGGGUCGCGGACAUCAACCACUGGAACUUCCGCGCGGCGCACAAGGCCGUCAAGGCCGUGUGGGGCAUCGACCCGGACUACACGCGCGAGGGCGGGAGCAUUCCCGUCACGCUCACGUUCGCGGAGAGCUUGGGCGUCAAUGUGCUGUUGUUGCCGAUGGGGAGGGCGGAUGAUGGUGCUCAUUCGACGAACGAGAAGUUGGAUAGGUCGAAUUACAUCGAAGGGACAAAGAUGCUCGGCGCAUACCUGUACGAAGUCGCUGCUGAGUCUUCUGCAUGAGGCUCGCUGUAGGACAAUAAGGAAGAAAAAGAAAUUAUGGGCGAUGUGUACACGUGUAUCAAUACUACCGGGCUGUCAAAUUCAGACGUUGCCUUGGAUGACCAUUCAUUUUCCAUGCGCU
Molecule: messenger RNA, 1574 nt
Organism: Coniophora puteana RWD-64-598 SS2
Lineage: Eukaryota; Fungi; Basidiomycota; Agaricomycetes; Boletales; Coniophoraceae
Product: CNDP dipeptidase
Exons: 9
Coding region: 20-1453 (477 amino acids)
Biological process (GO): proteolysis
Molecular function (GO): metallodipeptidase activity
Source: RefSeq, a predicted model, not a curated record